AUGUGGUUCUGUUCUGGCAGCUGUUGCUGCGUUGGUUCAUGCUGCAAGCUGCUCUCGUUCUGCAACCGAGGCGACUAUCUCCGACUCGCAGAAAUUGCUUGCAUCCUUGGAUCCACCCUCUUCGUUCAUGGCCAGAUCAUUGGCAACCAGUUCUACGACUGCGGGCAUGAUGGUGUCGCAUGGGCUGUGGGUUGUGUGCCCUCAGAUGAUGGUGCGACCUUCGAGUGGGUGUCUGAUCUGAGAGACUGGGUGAAGCAGGUCAAUACCUGGUCCCGACGAAGUGUGGCUGCGUGGCAGGCCCAGCCAACCUGGCAAAGGUCUCCCUCCGCUGCAACUUUCGAGGCUAUUGCUUUUGUGCAGGAGUGGUCUCACAGAGGAGGUGCUGGGCUCAUUGCCUAUGGCACCCCUGCCACACGUGUGGGCGACCAAGCGUGCGAAUAUCACCAUGUGGAUGUAACGGAUGCAUGGCCACUUCGUGCAGAUGCUCCAGAUGAGGUACCUUCAGUGGUGUACUGCCGCUGGCUGGAGGGCAAUUGCAUGCCCAAGUCUCCCUGGCUCAUUGCCACGAGGAAUCAUCAGGAUUCCGAUCACGCCUACGUCUUGCUGGGCUGUGAGGUAGUGGAGUACAUGGAUCGCGUACUGGGCUCCUUCGCCAUCAUGUCGCAGGAACAGACAGCCGAAGAUCGGCAGAUCGAGCAAUGGAAGGUGAAGCGCCUUGUCAAGAUGCUCGAUGCUGCACGCGGAAAUGGCACCUCAGCCAUUACAUUAAUUCUCAAUUCCAAGCAGGACAUCAAUCUGACGAACAAGAUGUUGACGGAGGAGUACGGCACUGCAUCGUGCAUCAAGUCGCGGGUAAACCGCUUGUCCGUGUUGUCUGCUAUCACAUCAACACAGCAGCGAUUGAAGAAAUACAAUCGCACCCCGCCAAACGGCCUCAUCAUUUUCUGUGGUGAGGUCUUGACGGAGGCCGAAGGGAAGGUCACCCACCCCCCCUUGCAGGACAACAAGGAGAAGAAGCUCACCAUCGACUUCGAGCCGUUCAAGCCCAUUAACACCUCCAUGUACCUCUGUGAUAGCAAAUUUCAUACCGAACCCCUCGCCGAGCUCAUGGAGGAUGAUGACAAGUUUGGGUUUUUGAUUAUGGAUGGUAAUGGCUCUCUGUUCGGCACGGUGCAGGGUAACCAUCGUGAAAUCUUGCACAAAUUCACAGUGGACUUGCCAAAGAAGCACGGCCGAGGAGGACAGUCUGCCUUGCGUUUUGCGCGCCUCCGACUGGAGAAGCGACACAACUAUGUACGAAAAGUUGGAGAGACAGCAACGCAGAUGUUCAUUCCGAAUGGAGAGACCCCGAACAUUAAGGGGCUGAUCGUUGCAGGUUCUGCGGAGUUCAAGCAGGACCUGACGACGAACACAGACCUCUUCGAUCAGAGACUAGCGGCAAUUGUCAUCCCCCCGCUCCUUGACAUUAGCUACGGUGGAGAGGCUGGCUUCAACCAGGCGAUUGAGCUGUCGGCAGAGACGUUGAGAAAUGUGAAGUUUGUCCAGGAGAAGAAGCUGGUCACGAAGUUCUUAGACGAGGUUGCCACGGACUCCGGCCGAUACUGCUUCGGGAUUAAGGACACAAUGCAGGGCCUGGAGGCCGGUGCUGUGGAGAUCUUGAUCAUUUGGGAGCAGCUGGAUAUCAAGAGGCUGGUCAUCCGGAACCCGCACACCGAUACGGAGGAGGUCAAGUAUGUGACUCCCGAACAGGAGAAGGAUCCAAAGCUCUACGUCGACAAGGAAACGAACGUAGAGCUGAACGUCACGGAGAACGAGGCGUUCUUGGAUUGGAUAGUUGUGAACUACAAGAACUUCGGCACCAAGCUGGAGUUUAUUUCGGAUAGGUCGCAGGAAGGCAACCAGUUCGUCAAGGGCUUUGGAGGCAUCGGUGGGCUCAUGAGAUACCAGCUUGAGUUUGACUUGCUGGAGGAGCCCGACCUGGCGGAAGCGGACAGUGAUGAUGACUUCAUGUGUAUUCGGAGCACUGCUGUCUGCUUUCUCGGUGCGGCUGUGACAAGGCGAAGACCACGAGCCUUCGCAAGCGUCGCAGCCGCCAUGGCAGUGCCCGAGAAUUUGGAGGCCUUGCUGUUUGAUAUUGAUGGGACCUUGGCAGACACGGAUCCCGUUCACUUCUCGGCGUUCGUCGACAUCUUGAGAGAGGUAGGCUUCAAUGAUGGAAUUGCCAUCGAUGAAGACUUCUUCAAGAGUCGGAUUUCCGGCCGACAGAACAAGCAGAUUUGCGGCGACCUCUUCCCAGACUGGGAUCAGCAACGAGCCGAAGCUUUCGCAGAGAAGAAAGAGGCCAUGUUUCGAGAAAGCGCGGCGAAGUUGUUGAAGCCGAUGGCCGGUCUCGAUCGCGUGCGUGCGUGGUGCGAGGAAAGCAGCCUCAAGAAGAUCGCAGUCACAAAUGCACCUCGUGUCAAUGCUGAGUUCAUCAUGGACUGCAUUGGCUACAGAUCCUGGUUUCCAGAGCUGGUGAUUGGCGACGAGUGUGAGCGUGGGAAACCGGACCCGUGCCCUUACGAGACUGCAAUGAAGCGCCUGGGUGUCCGACCUGAGCGCUGCAUCGCUUUCGAGGACUCGCCCUCCGGAGCCAGAUCGGCCGUGGCAGCUGGGGUCUACACCGUGGGAAUCUUGUCGAGCCAGGAUCCGGAGAAGCUCCGUGCUGCCGGUUGUGCCGAAGUGGUGCAGAGCUUCGAUGACGAGCACCUGUGGCAGCUCCUGCAGUAUCCGCCAGACCUUGUGAAGCAUCUUCAAGACAAUGGCAUCUGUCGUGUCGUAGUUGGCCACACGCCGCAUGGCAACUGUCCAACUGUUAUACCUCAUGAAGGAUUGUCCGUCAUUAUGGGUGACACGAGCUACAGUUGCAUGAAAUCUGAUCUUGCAUAUUCCGGAGACAAUCGUGGCGAUGCAGUCUGCGAGAUCGCCUUGGAAGGUGACAAGUGCUUCGUGCGGGGGCGCACUGGCUAUGUGGACGGACUUAGCUGCCAUCGGCAGAUUGUACACUACGCAGCGCCUGGCGGCUGCGAUGGUGGUGGAGAUCCUCACAUCGGGAUUGUGCAGCCGCAAAGCGAGGAGGUGCCCGAAGACAAGCGCUUCUUUGUCAAGGCGUGCUUGGCGGCUUUGGAAGGAUACGAUGCCAGAUAUCUCCUGUGCAAAGUGGAUGGUUUCACCAACACAUAUCAGGAGGAGUCUCCGGAUGAGGUCAUCCGAAUAUUUGGCAGUCACUCCAUCCUGCCGUCCAACAAAACAACUAGGGAAGAUAUUACUUCCUUCGGUGAAGAAUUUGGGGCCGGAUUUUCUGGUGCUGAAGGCGAUGUGGUCGAGCGUAUCUUUCGCAGGCUUGAUCGAAAUCAUGAUGGAGCAGUGACGGCUCAUGAGCUUCGCACAGCCUGCAUCGACAGCACCGUUCGAGUCGCACUCCAAUGGACUUUCCCAGACACCUGCUUGGAGGAAGUCUUCACUGAGCUGGAUGCCAAUAGAGAUGGAAUGGCGCUCGCCCUGGCGACACCUGAAAUUGAGUUGCUGCAGCAGGCAGCCAGACCAACAGCCGCUGCACCAGCAGACAAUCUUCAAUGGUAUUGGCGGAAUAGUGUGCGGAAAAUCUGCAGAGGGAUGGACGUCGUGCUCUGCAUAAACACGUAUGUUGGACGUGAUGCGUGGUGCGCGGCAAAAUUAUCUUCAUCUGCCGGAGUUUCACUGUAUGAUAGUGGCAGGUGUCCGGUACUUCAUUCGGCAGUCCAAUGUGUAGCGAGUCGCAGCGAGCGCUUCAGCCGUAUCCAACCGGGCUUGGAAGAAGUGCUGACCAGAUAG
Messenger RNA from Symbiodinium sp. CCMP2456, 3852 nucleotides. Lineage: Eukaryota; Dinophyceae; Suessiales; Symbiodiniaceae. The record is from the annotation of a GenBank genome assembly.